Molecule: messenger RNA, 573 nt
Organism: Diaporthe citri
Lineage: Eukaryota; Fungi; Ascomycota; Sordariomycetes; Diaporthales; Diaporthaceae
Exons: 3
Coding region: 1-573 (190 amino acids)
Biological process (GO): retrograde vesicle-mediated transport, Golgi to endoplasmic reticulum; protein retention in ER lumen
Cellular component (GO): Golgi membrane
Source: RefSeq, a predicted model, not a curated record
AUGGAUGCUCCCGAACCAGAUCAGACCCCUUUCGCCUCGGUGUCGGCGCAGACAUCGAAACUGCAAAGGCAAUACCAGGCGCUGUUGGACCAGUCAACCCCAUAUGUCACGUACAGAUGGAUUGGCACGGCCGUCCUGUUGCUACUAUUCUUCGCGCGCAUCCUGUACGCGCAAGGCUGGUACAUCGUUGCCUACGCCCUCGGUAUCUACCUGCUCAACCUCUUCCUCGCCUUCCUACAGCCCAAGUUCGACCCUUCCAAUGAGGCCAUCGAUAACGAGAUGGAGGACGGCGCGGCUGGGUCCUUGCCGACGAAGCAGGACGAGGAGUUCAGGCCCUUUAUUCGACGGCUUCCGGAGUUCAAGUUCUGGCACUCUGCCACCCGUGUCAUCCUCAUCGGCUUCAUCUGCAGCUGGUUCGAGAUCUUCAAUGUUCCGGUGUUCUGGCCCGUGCUGGUUAUGUACUGGUUCAUCCUGUUCUUCCUGACCAUGCGCAAGCAAAUCCAACACAUGAUCAAGUACCGCUACGUGCCCUUCUCCAUGGGCAAAACACGAUACAACAGGAACGCCGAGUAA